AUGGUUGACCUGCAACCAAGUGCAAAGUCGAUACUGCUCCCCUCCUUGGGUGGCUCUCAAAAAACUGCAGUGAGUUUACAUCAAGCAAAGGGUGCAAUUCCAUCACAUAAUUUGAAAUCAACAAUAGUUGCUUGUUCUGGAACUCCAUAUGUGUUCUUAUAUGGAGGGUUUGAUGAAAACGAUGCAUUGGACAGUAAUGUGUAUUUGCUAAACACUGAUAGCAUGGAGUGGGAAAUUGAUAGUAAAUUGGAUGGAUUAUACAGGGAAGGUCAUCUGGCUGUUUAUCUCAAUAACGGUAAUAUCUUGAUAUUUGGCGGGUUACCUUUUGAUGACGAGAUUACACUCUCUGGCACUGUCAGUGGCGUUACAUCGGAUGGAGAAAUGCGAAAAGAUAGCUUGAUGAUGAUUUACAACAUUUUUGACAAGAAAUGGAUUGGGCCGCCAGAUUUUGCAUUAACAAAUGCUCCUAGUUCAAGAGCAAGACAUGCUUGUUGUUUAACUCCUGAUGGUACAAAGUUCUUUGUCAGUGGUGGGUUGGUGAAAACCUCUGUGCUAAGUGAUUUGUAUUGUUAUGAUUUAGCAUCUGGAACCUGGAGUGGUCCUUUUGAAUUUGAGCCAAGAUUCGAUCAUACCAUUAUUUAUCAUAAUGAUCGCAUUUAUUGCUUUGGUGGUUUGAACGGGGACAUGAAUCAUGUCAAGACUGUUACAUUUUAUUCCUUGAAAACCCAAUCUAAAUGUGAAGUUUCUGUAUCGAGUUUAACUACUGCAAACUUUUCAUCAUUAAGCUAUGACUUGUUUAUUUUGGAAAAUGGAAAAGAUUCCGAGACGUGUUUAUUUGUCAAUCUUCCAGCGUGGAAUACAGCUGGUGGAGUGGACAUUGCUAGUUUGAAUUUGACAGACUUUGAAGUGCAAGUCUUGUUUGAACAGUUGGACUUUCUGAAAUUUGUCAAAAAGGUAGAGCGAAAUGGUAGGUACCUUUGGAACUGUGCAUUUAUGAACCAUAAUGGGACCCUCUAUUUGUUGGGCAAUAAAAAAAGACAAUUUUCUCACUUCCUUGGGGGUCCUUUGGCGUCCAAUGGUUUGGAGAAUGAAGAUGAGGCGGUCCGUGAGAAUGAUUGGAUUGAAGAAGAGCAAGAUUCGGUGGUUCUGGGUGGUAAAUUGACGCAUGUGUUGGAAGUUGACAUGGGACUGUUUGGGUUUUCAAGUCACCAAAGCAGUAACUUGACAUCAGAUCUCGAAAGGCUUUUUGAAUCACAUUUAUUUGCUGAUUUUGAAAUCACAUCAUUAGGUGAAGAAAAUGAUAAACGCAACUUUGAAAACCAAGUUGCUUACAACACUAAAUCGUUGUCUGUACACAAAUCCAUCUUGAGUGCUAGGUGGCCGCAUUUCUACCGAAUGAUAUCAGCAGGAAUGAAUGAAACUUUAGAAAGCAAAGUUUUCAUUCCAGAACCAUUCUACAGAGUUAAAGCGAUGGUCUACUAUUUAUAUGUCGGAAAGCUUGAGCCAGAUGAGCAAUUGAAAAUACAUGACUAUUCUGCAUUGGUAGUUUUGGCUAAUAUGUAUGAAUUGUCUGAAUUUAGAAACAUGGUAUUACUGAGAUUGGUCUCGUUAUUCGAGCAGUAUAAAAAUUGGUUCAAGAACGAUGAAGACUCAAUUUCGGAGUUGUUACGGAUUUGGAAAGAUCUUUCCAUAUCAAAUGAGCAAGUUUUGUUGUCAAAAGUGAUAUCGUUUAUUAAAGAAAAGUGGGGGAUUAUCACCAGAUCCAAAUCGUUUAUUCUACUUAGCAAGGACGAUAUUGUAAAAUUGUGUCAGGAUUGCACAGACGACGACAAUGUUGCGUCUCAGCUGAACACAGCUGCCAUUAAAAGUCCUAGUCGAAUCUCCUUGCACUCAACCGAAACAACAUCACCAGAUACGCCAGGAAGAAGAACGAAUUCUCCUUUUGUGAUUGAUUCCCCUGCUGCGCAGACUCAUUUUCAAUACAGCGGUUCAAUAUUUUAG
Molecule: messenger RNA, 2001 nt
Organism: Lodderomyces parapsilosis
Lineage: Eukaryota; Fungi; Ascomycota; Pichiomycetes; Serinales; Debaryomycetaceae
Exons: 1
Coding region: 1-2001 (666 amino acids)
Cellular component (GO): cell cortex of cell tip
Molecular function (GO): protein binding
Source: RefSeq, a predicted model, not a curated record